ACACAUAGAUAUAUUCACGUGCAUAGACGGCAUAUAUUUUUCACACAAACUCAUUUUGUGUUAGGCUCAAGGCUGGUAAUCGAUAUUUUGCGACUAAAAUGACAUAUAAACGAAAAAAGUAUCACCACGGUGACACCCACCUGAAGAAAAGGUGGAGAGUAAGGAAUAGAAAGAAGGAUCUUGAUCAAAUAGAUGACGAUAUCAAAGAAGAAAACGCUGAAAAAUUAUUAAAUCAGAACGUGGAUUUAGACCUGCCGGGUGCAGCGCAACAUUAUUGUUUGCAUUGUGCGAGGUAUUUCAUCAACGAGCAGUCGCUGAACGAUCAUUUCAAAACUAAAGUCCACAAGCGAAGGCUGAAAGCUUUAGAACUAGAACCUUAUACUAUUGAAGAGUCUGAGCGCGCAGCGGGACACGGUAACUUCAAACAGCCAAGUAAAAGGAAAAUAGUCGGUCAAAACGUUGCGAAAUCAGACGAAGACGGUGAUGCAAUAAUAGACGACGCGACACCCAGUAAAAAGACCAAACCAAACGAAAAUGAUGCGUAAAACACUUACCAGUGUAUUCCGAAAGGCAUGGGACUGUAAGAUCUUACAAACAAGGCACUCUGCUUUAUUUGUUAGUGGUGCUAAAGCUACUGAAAAUUACGUUUACAUAACUCCACAUAUUGACUUUCCUGAAAAAACUCAUCAGAAAGAUGCUUUCGUAAAAGUUCUACAGAGAAGAAAGGCUGAUAUUGACCUGGUUAAAAUGGAGAAUCUUUGGAAAAUUUAUCAGGAUCUCAAUACAAAAAAAGCAGACUACAUCAAGAAGAAAGACGAAAUAUCAAGACAACUAGGCAAACUAAUAAAGAAAGAACCUGACAGUGAAGAAACUAAAAAACUUAAAAUGCAAAGUGAUUUCAUCAAAGAAAAUAUAAAGAAACUAAAAGGUCAUCUCUGGUCAGCCGAAGAAGCUGCUAUUGUGGAAUUUCUCAAAAUGCCUAACUAUUUACAUUCACGGACACCAGACGAAAACAAUAAAGUAAUAUACACACACCUCUCAAAACCACAAAAUUGUAAACACCACCUAGAAGUUGGGAAGGAGUUGAAUAUGAUUGAUUUUAAAAAGAAUGAAAAUUAUUACUUGCUCGGUUCCGGUGCAGUAUUUGAACUCGGAGCAAAAUUCUACUUCAGCAAGAUAUUGAAAGAUAGUAACUUUGUACAAUUUUCAAAUCCAGAUUUCGUCAAAAGUUUGGUUAUCGAGGGAUGUGGCAAAGAUCACACUAACCCAGAUUUAAGUUUUAUUUUACAUCAUAAUGAGGACACUAAGGUGAAUGUAGACAGUCGCUUGCAUCUCACUGGAGGUGGGUCUCUCGCCUCCUUCCUUGCAUACCAUGCAAAGAAUGUUAUGUAUGCCAAAGUUUUCCCACUAAGGUACUUUACAAUGGGCAGGCAGUACGUACCAGCCACGUCUAACGAAGACAGCCUGUUCAACGUUAGCCAAUCAUCUGUUGUUGAGAUAUUUGGAGCCACAAAAACGGAGCAAGACCAAGAUAAUUUUUUUGACGAGCUUAUAGAUAUUUUGAAGCUUGCAUACAGCAAACUCGGUUAUCAUUUCCGUUUGAGUUUGGUGUCUGCUGAUAAAUUAGCUAUGUGGGAGUCCCUGAGGGUUUCUAUUGAAAUGUAUUCCACAUCGUUGAAAGACUACGUUGAAGUAGGCAAUGUAUCUUUGAGUGGGGACUUUAUUAGCAAGAGAUUAAUGUUUAUGUACAAAGAAAAUAAUGAAAACAAGUUUCCCUGUUUAAUUUCCGGUACUGUGUUGAAUGUACCCAAGCUUUUGGCCUGUGCCUUGGAGCAGGACGCGUCUUUUAAUGUGCCUAACUUUGUUAAAAUUGAGAGAUAUUUUCGCACAGAAGAAUAAUAUGUUACUGGGAGGAUAAAUGUAUUUAAUUAUUUAUGAGAUAUUCUGGGAUGUCACAAAAAUUAGGCUCAUCCAUAGCAUGAAUAGGUGCUGGAAUGCAAAAUUACUAAAAAGUAAUAAUAAAUGUAAGUGAUU
Molecule: messenger RNA, 2034 nt
Organism: Spodoptera littoralis (African cotton leafworm)
Lineage: Eukaryota; Metazoa; Arthropoda; Insecta; Lepidoptera; Noctuidae
Source: the annotation of a GenBank genome assembly